Messenger RNA from Agrilus planipennis (emerald ash borer), 537 nucleotides. RefSeq lists its product as uncharacterized. The transcript has 2 exons. Bases 50 to 469 code for a protein of 139 amino acids. The record is from RefSeq and is a predicted model, not a curated record. NCBI's taxonomy places the organism in Eukaryota, Metazoa, Arthropoda, Insecta, Coleoptera, Buprestidae.
UUUUACAUUUAAUUUUUAGUUUAUACUAGUCGAUUUAGUGAAAGAAGCAAUGCUGGAAAAAGUGAAUAAUUCAAAAAAAGGGUAUAUUAUUGUCGAUUUUCCAAGAAGUAGUAAGCAAGCAAGUCUUUUCGUAAAAGAAGUGGGACAUGUUGAUUUCAUUAUUUAUUUGUACGCAACGACUGAUAUUCUAAUUAAAAGAGUAAUAGAAAGGCCUGGACCGGAGGAAACAGAAAAAUUCAUAAAAGAAACGCAAAACAAAUUAAAGGAGAUUCGAGAAGCACUUAACAAAUACAAUUACAAAAUUGAAAAGAUAUAUACAGAUGGAGAACCAGCAGAAGUAUCGGCAAAUAUACAAGCAAUGUUAAUAGAAAGAUUAAAAUCAAAAGCCGAAGAAUCGGCUAGUUUGGACACUAAAAGUGGAUCAGCACACACUAGUCCGUUUACUGCAAAAAAAGUUACUUCUAUUUGAAUAUUAAGAAACAGUAUGAUGUGUGUGUUUGUUGUUUUCUAAAUAAAUAAAAUUGAAGGAAACGAUGA